Messenger RNA from Puma concolor (puma), 1429 nucleotides. RefSeq names its product phosphoglycerate mutase 1 (gene PGAM1). Gene Ontology annotation, biological process: glycolytic process. The record is from RefSeq and is a predicted model, not a curated record. Gene Ontology annotation, molecular function: intramolecular phosphotransferase activity. NCBI's taxonomy places the organism in Eukaryota, Metazoa, Chordata, Mammalia, Carnivora, Felidae.
CCCAGAGCGAGUGGAAAGAUUUGGAAGAGCAAGUGCGCGGGAGCUGGGCGGUGGAGUGCGAGCGCGCAGGCGCGGCUGGGGCCGGACAGCGACUCCGGAAUCUCAGCGAGUCCCACUCUGCGUCGCACCCCGAGCCGCCACCAUGGCCGCCUAUAAGCUGGUGCUGAUCAGGCACGGCGAGAGCGCUUGGAACCUGGAGAACCGCUUCAGCGGCUGGUACGACGCCGACUUGAGCCCUGCCGGGCACGAGGAGGCGAAGCGCGGCGGGCAGGCGCUGCGAGAUGCUGGCUAUGAGUUUGACAUCUGCUUCACCUCCGUGCAGAAGAGAGCAAUUCGGACUCUCUGGACAGUGCUGGAUGCCAUUGACCAAAUGUGGCUGCCUGUAGUGAGGACUUGGCGCCUCAAUGAGCGGCACUAUGGGGGUCUGACUGGCCUUAAUAAAGCAGAAACUGCUGCCAAGCAUGGUGAGGCCCAAGUAAAGAUCUGGAGGCGCUCCUAUGAUGUCCCGCCACCUCCGAUGGAACCUGACCAUCCCUUCUACAGCAACAUCAGUAAGGAUCGCAGGUAUGCAGACCUCACUGAAGAUCAGCUACCCUCCUGUGAGAGUCUGAAGGACACAAUUGCCAGGGCUCUGCCCUUUUGGAAUGAAGAAAUAGUUCCCCAGAUCAAGGAGGGGAAACGGGUCCUGAUUGCAGCCCACGGCAACAGCCUUCGGGGCAUUGUCAAGCAUCUGGAGGGUCUUUCUGAAGAGGCUAUCAUGGAGCUGAACCUGCCAACAGGUAUUCCCAUGGUCUAUGAAUUGGACAAGAACUUGAAGCCCAUCAAGCCCAUGCAGUUCCUGGGGGAUGAAGAGACCGUGCGUAAAGCCAUGGAAGCUGUGGCUGCCCAGGGCAAGGCCAAAAAGUGAAGGCGAGCAGGCAGACUAUUUUUCCAAGGACACCCUCCCUACCCAUCCCGUUCCUCCACAUUUCUUCCCUGCACAUGUCACACUGACCACAUCUGUAGGCAUCUUAAGUUUUAGCUGCAGAUGGGGACCAGUGGCUCCUAAUUUUGUUUAGCCAUUUGUCUCUUGCACCCACUCUCUUCAUAUAGUCUAGUCAGAAUGGCACUUCUGGAGCAUGAGUCUUCAGUCCCAAGCUGAGGGAAGACUUUUACCCAAAAGUAGAGAGUUAGUAACUCUGGUGUUUUUGCUACUGUUUAUUGAGUUGGGGAUAGGAAGGAACCAUGCUAAGAUGUGACCAAUGAGAAGUAAGAGAGCCUAUUUGUGUUCCCAGGAGCCAGUCCUGUACUAUUCUGUAGUCAGGUGACUGUCUGGGGGGGCUCCAGUCAUUCCAGUGAAAGAAUCAUUUCCCCUCUGACCCCAGAAGAGUUGGCUCCAGAAGACUGGGAUCAAUUUAAAUGUUUUGUGUUGCAUCUACUUUUACAAAAA